This is a messenger RNA of Linum tenue, 1578 nucleotides long. The record is from the annotation of a GenBank genome assembly. NCBI's taxonomy places the organism in Eukaryota, Viridiplantae, Streptophyta, Magnoliopsida, Malpighiales, Linaceae.
AUGUUCUCCCCUUCCUGCCAGCUGGCGCCGGACGAGGAGCUCGACCAAACCCUAGACGAAGAAGUGCUGUUGGAACAAGAAGUGGGCCCCACCACCACCGGUCCUCCUCCUCCCCCCAAGCCAGCAGCCGAUCAACCUCACCGCCGCUCCACGUUGGAUCUCCUCCAGAAAUACGGCGGCGGCGGAGGGAGCCGGUCGUCUUCUUCUUCCACGUGUCCCACUCCUCCGCCGCAGCGGCGGGCGCUGGCGGCCGAGGAAGCGCUGAGGAUUGCCGGGAAGAGGAUCGUGCAGUACUCCUCCGGAAAAGCCGGAGCGCCGUCGAUGCUCAACAUCCCGUUCGACCCUUCGCUGUCGCACCUGUCGAAGGAUGACGUCAGGAGCGUCGAGCUGGCGGAGUACCUGCUGGCGGCGGCCGAGCGGGUCGGGGACAGGCAGUUCGACCACGCCGCCGCUUUGCUGAAUUUGUGCGAGUCGUUGGCUUCGAAGACUGGGAACGCCGUUCAGAGAUUGGGAUACUGCUUCUGUCAAGCCCUGAGGGAGAAGAUUGCUUGCGACACUGGUAAAAAACCUCCUCAAGACAAGAAGAGAUCGGUUCCUGACUACCACGAGUCACUGCUGACGUCGGAUUUUGCAGUGAAAGCAAUGCAACGUGGAGCCAUGCCGAUGUUCCAGGUGCCACAUAUGGUCGGCAUCCAAGCCAUAAUCGAAAACGUGACCAAGGCAAACAAGAUCCACGUCAUCGAUCUCAAAAUCGGAAACGGCCACCAAUGGGUUGCCCUAAUGCAAGGUCUGAUGUCGCUUUCGGACCGAGAACCGGUCGAGCUCCUUCGAGUAACCGCCGUGGCAACCAUAACUUCCAACCAAUCCUCCAUCAAGGACACGGGGAACCGGUUGGCCAGCUUUGCCGAGAGCAUUGAAAUGCCGUUUCAGUUCAACAUCGUCCACGUGGACGACGUGACGGACCUGAAGGAGGAGAUGUUCGCGGUGGAUCGGGGGAAGGAGGCGGUGCUGGUGUACUCGGAGCACGCGUUCGUGACCGAGAUCGGUCGGCCCGACCGGAUGGAGGCCCUGAUGCGGGUCAUGAGAGGGUUGAACCCGCAGCUCAUGGUCGUGACCGAGACCGAGGCCAACAACAACUCCCCGCAUUUCUCGGCGAGAUUCGUGGACGCGCUGUUCCACUACGGCGCCGUUUUCGACAGCGUGGACGCGUGCAUGGGAAAGGACGACGAGGAAGGGCGGGCGUUCAUGGAGGGCGUGAUGAUGGGGAGGAUGAUAAGUAACGUGGUGGCGCGUGAGGGGGAGGAGCGCGUGGUGCGGGGCGUGAAGCUGGACGUGUGGCGGGCGUUUUUCCGGCGGUUUGAGAUGGUGGAGCGGCGGCUGAGCUCGGUGGCGUGGCAGCAGGUGAGGCUGGUGCGUGAAACGGCGCCGAACGGGGAGUUUUGCACGGUGGAGAGGGACGGGAAGGCGAUGGUGAUUGGGUGGAAGGGGACGCCGUUGGUUUCGAUCUCGACGUGGAAGUUUUUCCGGUCGGCGAGGCUCGUGAGCGGGACCAAACACUUGAGGAUCGAGUUUGAGUAG